Podarcis muralis (Common wall lizard) is the source of this 2121-nucleotide messenger RNA. NCBI's taxonomy places the organism in Eukaryota, Metazoa, Chordata, Lepidosauria, Squamata, Lacertidae. The record is from RefSeq and is a predicted model, not a curated record.
AGGAUCGUUGGCUUUUAGGAACUCUCUCUCCUCCUAAGCGCAGACACUCCAAAGGCGCGCAGAGCCUCAGCGGCGCCCCGGGAGGCUGCACCCGGGGGUCAAAUUUCCAGCCAAACCCUCUUGGUUGGGCUGGGCUGGGCGGGGUGGGGCUGCCUCCUGCCGGCGCCCAUAAGAGGUCCGGGCGCGCAGCCGGGCGCAGCAGGUGGGGCGCGAUGGCUCUGCGCGAGUGGCUUCUCUGGGCGCUGCCUUCCGCGGAUCCCGGGGCUUGGAUCGUGCUGCUCGGGGUGCUGCUGCUCUCGUGGCUGGCGCUGCGCCCUCUGCGGCUCUUGCGCGGCCCGGACGAGGUGGGCUACGCGGGCGAAGCCGGGUGCAGCCGCGCAGAGGCGGCCCGGCGAGCGCGCAGGAGCCGGCGGCUCGGGCAGCUGCCGCCUGUCUACCCCAACGGCUGGUUCCGCCUGCUGGAUUCGGCGCAGCUGGCCCGCGGAGAGGUGCGCAACGUGGCUGCGCUGGGGGAGCAGUUUGCCGUCUUCCGGAACUCGGAUGGGAAAGUUUGUGUGGUGGAUGCCUAUUGCCCUCACCUGGGCGCCAACCUGGGUAUUGGAGGCCAGGUAGUGGGCAGCUGCAUUGAGUGCCCGUUCCACGGCUGGCAGUUCGACGGAGAGAGCGGCAAGUGUGUCAGGAUCCCGUACGCCGAGAAAGUGCCCGAAUUCGCCAAGAUCAAGGUGUGGCCGUCGUGCGAGGUCAGCGACAUGGUCCUGGUCUGGUACCACUGCGACGGCAUCGACCCGACGUGGCGAGUCCCUGACCGCGAGGAGUUCCUGCCGCGCCCGUGCCCCUUCCGCGGCCUCACCGAACACUUUGUCAACGUGCACAUUGAGGAGAUCCCAGAGAACGGAGCGGAUACGGCCCACCUCUCCUUCCUCCACCGCCACGCUUUCCUGAGUGGAGCCGACCUGCGCUAUAUGCACUCCCCUUUCUGGACUUUCUUCCGGCACCACUGGCAGGCAGAUUGGCACCCUGAUCUGGAGCCCAACGCGCACUGUUCCCGCUUGCAGCUGAAGCACAACAUCACUCUCUUCGGAAAGCACUUCAGCUUCAUGGACCUGAGAGUUUCAGCCUGGCAGGUGGGGCCCAGUUUGGUCUUCCUCGUCCUUCGGUUUCCCCUCCUGGGCCAAGGAAUCAUCGUCCAAAGCGUCACCCCCGUGCAGCCCCUCAUGCAGCAGGUGAUCCACCGAAUAUACUUCCAGAAGAACGUUCCCGUCUUCAUCGCCAAGAUGAUCCUCCGGGCAGAGUGCAGCCAGUUUGAGCGGGACGUCAUGAUAUGGAACCACAAACAGUACCUCUCCAAACCGCUUCUGGUGAAGGAAGAUGGGGCGAUCCAGAGGCACCGUCGUUGGUUCUCCCAGUUCUACGGCGAAAAGAGCCCGAAGAUUACCAGCCAAAAGGAGAGCCUGGACUGGUGACCGACAGAAGCGCCCUUUCCCCCUCUGGGUCUUUUUUCCUCCUGUCAAGGGGAUCCAAGAAGUCACCACCCGCGAGGCGCACUUGGGCGACCCUGUUCAGGGAAAUCUUUAGUGUGUGAUGUUGUGCUUUUAAAAUUUAUUAUGGCAGCUGCCCAGAGUGGCUGGGGCAGCCCAGUCAGAUGGGCGGCAUAUAAAUAAUAAAUUAUUAUUAUUAUUAUUAUUAUUACUAUGCCUGGGGACUGUCGCUCUUUGGCCAAGCAAGCCUUGAAGAAAUGCAGAUCCUGAUCUGGUCCACACGUGAAGCUCUUUUGCUGGCCGCCCCGAAGAAAUGUGGAUCCUGAUUUUCUCCGAAAAGAUGGACUGCAACCAGUUGUUGCCCCUGAAAAAUGUGGCUCUUUUGGCCCACAAGACUUUGGGUGGUAUGGAAUAUUGCAGAUACCGAUAUUGCACAGUUUGAACAGACUGGAUGCAUAAAAAUUGAGUCCUUUGGGAAUGAAGCAUUGUCCCGACCCAAACUUUGACUUACAGAACUUUCUUUAAAAACGUAACAAAAGCAUCAAAGAGAUAUUCAAAAUAUCCGUAUAAUAUCUUGUGCUGUCCAGCAUGGGCUCCGCAUCUUACAAAUAAAAUAAACUUAUAAUCAGAGCGAGCAAACAUA